AGAGAGAGACGGAGAGAGAGAGAGAGAGAGAGGCACACAGGAGGCGGCUCCGCUGGGGGUUGAAGUGUGAAGUGUGUGCAGCGUGCACUACUUCCUGCCGCAGGUAGGAGCUGUCACAGAGCUCUAGAGCGCAGUGAGAGCUGGAAGCUCUGAAGCGUCUCACGCUCUCACCGAGGAGCCUCGCAUCACGCCUCUGCCAUGGAGAAGUGUUGUUCGGACUGUCCGGAGCCCAGAGUGGCCCAGAGUUUGUGCACCUUUUGCAACAAGUGGCUGUGUUUCCAGUGCACAGACCUGCACCAGCACGACAGAGCUUCGGCUCAGGCCUCAGAGUCCCGCCUCCACCAGACAGCCAGCAGCCCACCAGUGGCGCCUGAAACAGGUUCAGCUUGUUGCGGGCAUGCUGUCGUCAUGUGUCCAAUCCAUAAGCAGGAGCCUCUGGAACUCUUCUGUGAGACGUGUGACCUCAUGGCCUGCAGCAUCUGUCAUCUGUCUUCCCACAAGGACCACCGGUUGGUUCACGUCAACAAGGCUUUACAGGAUCAGCGAUGGCUCCUGGAGAAUCUGAUGGCUCGGGUAGAGGAGAAAAGAUCAGCUGUGGAGAACACAGCCAAGCAGAUCCAGGGCAGACUUCAUGGCGUAAAGAUCACACAGAGGAAGGCAGAGAACCAGAUUAAAAUGGCCAAGAUGAUUAUGAUGAAUGAGCUGAACAAACGGGCCAACCUAUUAAUAGAGCAACUGGAGAGUAUCUCCAGUGGCUUUAAGCAGCGCCUGGAGGACCAAUUACAGGGGGCGAUAGAGCUGUGCAGUCAGCUGGAGCACAUACAGAACUUCAUCACCUGGGCAGUGGCCCAUCACAGGAGGAACCCACUGCUGUUCAGCAAAGAGCUGAUUGCUCUUCAAAUGCAGCAAUUACUGGAGCCUCUGAUACACUCAGAAGCCUGGGCCCCUUUGAAAAUUAAGUUCAACUGGGAUGCCAGCUUCUGGACCAAGCAGAUCUCCACUCUUGGUCAGCUCAGCGUUGAGGGCGGAAGCCGUUCAUACUCCGAGGGCAUGGGCCGACCCAGUAUCCUGAGGCCGCAGCCCGUGGCCUGCAUGGCCAUGUCCACCCUGUGCCAUUCGGUCCGAGAGCCAGACUGUGCCUACCAGGCCUUUUGCCAGCCUCAGCUCUGCUGCCUCCACUGCAGACCAGCCCAGUCUGUACAGCUGGAAAAAUACCCAGCGCCGCUGGACAAGUACUCGGUCCAGUGCCCCCAGCAACCCAGUUGCAAUUCUCCUCCGAGACUCCAGAGGCGCUGGGAGCCUGAGAGCACAGCCUUGCAGCCCCAGUCUACGGUGCAUUCUUCUCAGCGGCCUACGCCACCCCCCUGUGCCCUCCGACAGCCUUCUAGGUCCAACCACCAGCCGCAGAACGAGCAGCUAUCUGCAGUCACCGACCAGGCUGCUGUGGACAACAGAGCGUCCACGUUUGGUCAGUCACCCCGCAGCCGAAAACAGGUGUCCAAGGACCUCGAAUCCAUUCUACACAAACAACAGCAACAAGAUCAGCCUCCAGCACAGCCAAGCGCAGAGUCCAACCCUACACCAGCACCAGAGCAGCAGUCUCUCACAAACUGUCAAGAUGAAGAGAGUUCCCCGGGGUCGGACGUUCACAUGCUGGCUGGAGGAUGUGCCGCUGAUGCUCAGAGCCAGGCCAGUCCAGAGAUGAGGACCAGAUCCAGCAGCGUCCCAGCAGAGCUAAGCUCACCAUGUGAUGGCCCUUCUGAAGCCAGGCCUUCUGGGGAUGCCCACUGUCUAGCAACGGUGACUGGGGAGCAGAGAUGCACAGCACAACAGAAGGACUGUGCACAGCCCAAAGCAAGAAGGCCACGGUCAGAUAGCGGAGUAGUGCAAGCCCAUCCGCACAGCGGUAACGGUUCUUCUCUGACCACCUACAAGACGGAGCCAGAUAAUGUCUACGCGUAUGCCUAUGAAAAUACAGGCUUAAAAUCUAGGACAAAAUGCAGGAUGUCGAGAGAAGUUCAGGAAACCAGCAGAGAAGCUCCAGAGGGUUCUAAGGUCCCAGUUGUGUGCCUGGAGCGACUGAAGAUCCUGGUGUCUAAAUGCCCACCACAGGGACAUCAGAAGAUCGGUUCUCCCACUGAAUCAGGCCUGAAGUCUGAAGGGGCUGUCCCUCAGGAGCUACAGAAAGAACUUCCCACUGAGGAGGUGUCCAGUGCAGAACCAGUCGAUGGACCAGAGGAUGUUGUACUACCUAGGCAGCCACCACAAGCAGAGAAUCUGCAAUGCAGUACUUCUCCUGGCACGUCAGAGCUACAAGUGCAGGAGCUGUGUAACCAGGACAAGGACAAGGAUUGCACAGAGGCAAACGUUCCCCCUGUCCAAUCCAGUGAUGCAGAACCUUCCCCACAGCCUGAAUCUGAAGAAGAACAUACUUCAGACCACAAUUUAUCUGAACCCAGAUCGGUGCCACUGUCUGAGUCACAUCUGGAAUCCACGACAGAGGCUGAAUUUGCCUCGGAGGCAGAAGUUGAAUCGGAACUCCAAGUGGAAUCGGAUCCGAGCGUUGAAUCGGAACCACAAGUUGAAUCAGACUUGGAACCACACGUGGAGUCUGACUUGGAGUCAGAGCAGCCCCCUGAUUUGGAGCUCUCGGCAGACUCUGAACCGGAGCUGGAAUCAGAACCUGAUUCCACAGCAGAAGUGACUCUGAAUCUCGAACAGGACUGUGAAUGGGAGGCGGAGCAGCAAGUCGCUCCUGACUCAAAUGCAGGGUCUGACGUGGCCACAGUAGAUCAGGCUGCAGAGGAACCCGUAGAGAUGGAGAACGAGGAUUUCUGCGCUGUCUGCCUCAUCGGAGGGGACCUGCUAUGCUGUGACCGUUGCCCCAAGGUCUUCCACCUGGCCUGCCAUGUGCCUUCUCUCCUCAGCUUUCCCACAGGUGACUGGGUGUGCACUCUGUGCAGAGAUGUGCAGCAGCCGGAGGUAAACUAUGACUGCGAGGAUGUUCGACUGCCCACAGCCAUCGCGCCAUCUGGACUGUCUGCAUGUGACCAGAGGAAAUGUGAGAAGCUAACUCUGCUUAUCUACAGCAACAUUCUCAGCGCUCCUUUCCAUGAGCCUGUCAGCCCACUGGCCCGUCAUUAUUAUCAGAUCAUCAAGAGGCCCAUGGACUUAUCUGUUAUCCGAAGCAGGCUCAACAAAAGCAGCCCGUCACACUACAACUCCCCCAGCGAGUUCGUGGCUGACGUCCUACUGAUGUUUAAAAACUGUGCCAAGUUCAACUACCCGGAUUCUGAAGUGGCUCAGGCGGGCCACAGUCUGCAGGCCUUCUUCUGUUCUAAGCUGAGUGAGGUGUUCCCAGAGCUGAGCUGCACUGCUCCUGAGGACGACUCGGACAGCGAUGAGUACGAGGAGGCUGAGCGGGCAGCCGCGGCCGGCUUUCCUUGGCCCGAGAGGAGAGAGCAGAGCCACAGGAAGAGGAAGAGGAGGCACUCGCUCAACUGGAGGAGGCACCACUAUUAGCUCUGCCUUACAGAAUGGACAGAAAAGACUUUCCUUUUAUACACCAUAGAGCUCCAAGGUGACUUUUUUAAAAAGGCUAUUCCUCUAGCUUUUGUAAACAAAUCAGUCAUCUUAUGCUGUUACAUAUUGCCUAACUGGAAGUUGGUCUUUGGAAUAUAAGCCGAGUUUUAGCUUAAUCUUUAUGCUAUGCUGUUCCACACUAGUAUGUACUUUAUGUCAGUGCAUAUAGAGCUUUUAUUUGGAGUUGUUUUUGAUAACUGACUGGUUGCUGGCGACUGCUAUUGAGUAGACAUAGACGAGCAAUGUUGAUUGGUAAUAUGAUAUUAUAUAUUUAUUAUAGAGAAUGUGAUAUUGUAUGGUUUUGUAUGCUUUAUAUGCCAUAUAUGUAAUAAUGAGGUAUUACUCCAGCUUUGUUUUUUUUUUAUUGUACUAACUCAAUCGACCUGUAGAGGGAGCUCUUUGUAUAGCCUUAAAAACAAAAAAUCAGUUCACAUUGGACAUAAAGAGAUGUUGAAUCGAUUUAACUAUUUAUGAGGCGAAAUAUUACUCCUAUUCCGGAGAGAAGUGGAUUCUAAUUGGAUGUUGCUAGGUUACCCUCAUAUAUUUUACAGAUAUGUCUUUUCAUUUAGUAGCAGUUCUAAAAUAUUCAAGCAGUUCUUUCUCAGGUGGAACGGAAGGAGCGGAAACUUUAGUGUGGCGUCUCCCUCCACGUAAUUCAGUGACAGGGUACGUGAGAAAUGAAAUAUAGAUACAUCAACUUUGUAAUACUGCUCAUUCAUACCUGCUAAUCCUGCUGUGUAGAAUAUAUUUCUCCCAUAAUCAUAUACGCUAUAAUUAGUUGGAUUGUUGCAAUGUAUUCAAACUAAAAUAUAUCUAGACUUGAAUAUGCAGUUCAGCUCAUUUUGUUUCUUCCUACCUUUCAGAUCCCACUUUACAAAUCAUUCUAAUGGUCCAUAGUUAUGAAAGAUUAUAGUGCUCCAGUUUAGGUUGCUUAUUCUGUAAUAUUGUUCGUGCAAAGGCUGAACUCACAAGUGUUUGACGCUUAUUUCCAACAAAACAGUACCUUUUUGUUUUUAUGUCUGCUGUCUGUUCUGUAUAAAUUGUGCAAACAAUCCAUGGUACAUUGUUGAAAAACUGCCAAAUAAUUUUCAGAUGUGAA
Molecule: messenger RNA, 4681 nt
Organism: Colossoma macropomum (tambaqui)
Lineage: Eukaryota; Metazoa; Chordata; Actinopteri; Characiformes; Serrasalmidae
Gene: trim66
Product: tripartite motif containing 66
Molecular function (GO): protein binding; zinc ion binding
Source: RefSeq, a predicted model, not a curated record